Setaria italica (foxtail millet) is the source of this 880-nucleotide messenger RNA. RefSeq lists its product as uncharacterized. NCBI's taxonomy places the organism in Eukaryota, Viridiplantae, Streptophyta, Magnoliopsida, Poales, Poaceae. The record is from RefSeq and is a predicted model, not a curated record. The coding region runs from base 141 to 737 and encodes 198 amino acids. The transcript is spliced from 4 exons.
CGAUCCAUCAAAAUUGUAAUGAACGCGUUGCUGAUGAUGUGUGUUACUUGUCAUGAUCAUUGGCAGUACGUAGCAAUCAGAUUAAAGGAGAGAUAUAAUUAAGACAGUAGAAAAAUGGAACAUAAGGAUGUACGACGGAAAUGCAUCGGGGUAAUGCAGACAUAAACACGCUAACAACCAUUAGUAAGUGUGGCUUUGUUCUCAAGCUUAAUUUGUUUUGGCACGGCCAAAGGUUCUUGCUAGGCCUGCUAGUGGGGCGGCGGCAAAUGGGGAUUUCGGGUCGGGUUCUUGCGUGGAGGUUCGUUUGCAUGGGUAGUAGCGGUAUUAGAGGCCAGCAGGUCGGGGCGGGGUGGGUCUGCUACAUUUGCGGGUUGGGGUGGGUUAGAACGGAUUUUGUUGACCUCGCGCAGCGGCUCACGAGGCACGGGGCACCUCGUGUCGACGCGUCCUUGCGCCCGCAAGAAGAAGGCGACACCACCGCCCGCCGCCGUCGCCACCACCCCUCCCGUGCGAGGUCCUCCUCCGAAGGCCACGGAUCGAGGUACUCCUUUUUCUCUCGGAACCACACCGGCAACAAUCAAGGUUGCGCCAACAGAUCCUAUUCCAGGAACCACACCGGCAUCAGGUCCCUUCGAGAAGUCAAGCCCAGGAGGGAGUUAGGGAACUUUGAGAAGCUCAAAUGGAUCCUAAAGGAGGAGGAGUUUGAAGAAGCUCAAAUAGCUCUUAAAGAUCACUGAUUGAAGAAACUUUGCCUCUGUCUCUGCAAAUGUUCCAACAGCAAAAUUGGGGAACUUGGAUUAUGAAUAUUUUUGUUUAUGUACACUAGACAUUGAGUUCAAUUUGGAUGUUUAUUUAUGAGUCUGCCCAUGUCGUACUGUCA